Lactuca saligna is the source of this 708-nucleotide messenger RNA. Lineage: Eukaryota; Viridiplantae; Streptophyta; Magnoliopsida; Asterales; Asteraceae. The record is from the annotation of a GenBank genome assembly.
AUGCACACCAAUCAGCUCUCUGGUCCCAUUCCUGUUGAACUUGGGAAUUUGAAGUCUCUCACUGAUCUUGAUGUGUUUGAGAAUCAACUUAAUGGCUCUAUUCCUUCAUCAUUGGGUAAUUUGACAUCUUUGAAUGCCCUUUAUAUGCACACCAAUCAGCUCUCUGGUCCCAUUCCUGUUGAACUUGGGAAUUUGAAGUCUCUCACUGAUCUUGAUGUGUUUGAGAAUCAACUUAAUGGCUCUAUUCCUUCAUCAUUGGGUAAUUUGACAUCUUUGAAUGCCCUUUAUAUGCACACCAAUCAGCUCUCUGGUCCCAUUCCUGUUGAACUUGGGAAUUUGAAGUCUCUCACUAAUCUUGCUGUGUUUGAAAAUCAACUUAAUGGCUCUAUUCCUUCAUCAUUGCGUAAUUUGGCAUCUUUGAAUGCCCUUUAUAUGCACACCAAUCAGCUCUCUGGUCCCAUUCCUGUUGAACUUGGGAAUUUGAAGUCUCUCACUGAUCUUGCUGUGUUUAAGAAUCAACUUAAUGGCUCUAUUCCUUCAUCAUUGGGUAAUUUGACAUCUUUGAAUGCCCUUUAUAUGCACACCAAUCAGCUCUCUGGUCCCAUUCCUGUUGAACUUGGGAAUUUGAAGUCUCUCACUGAUCUUGCUGUGUUUAAGAAUCAACUUAAUGGCUCUAUUCCUUCAUCAUUGGGUAAUUUGCAUCUUUGA